AUGACUGUGUGUAUGAAGAGCCUGCAUGGUGUGGGUGACGAGUCGUACGGUUUAACCCGCGGGCCAAUGGUCGCCUACCACGUGGCGAACGCAGGUUCACCUGUCUGUGGAGCGCCAGAGGAGAAUAUGCCAGCGGCCAUGGGGCUGGAAGUCGCCGGAGGCGGCGUUGGCGCCGGCAGGCACUACCUGGAGGCGGCGGGAGGCGCCGGUGCUGAGGUGGCGGCGUUGUGUGGUAGCGGGUGCCGGUGGGAGGAGGGAACCUGCGUACGGAGCGGGGCGGCGACGUCACGGAAGAUGCCGAAGGAAGUCGUCGGGCGGCGAUCGGCGGUGCCAGAGCCGACGGGACUCAGCGGCACUGGAAACAACGUAGGUGACAGUGGUCCGGCAGGUACGGGCUGCAAUGAAUGGCAGACAGGUACGCGGCGGGAACAGAGUACGAGCGCGGCAAGUGGAGCGGGGAGCGGGCGGAGCCAGGCUGAGAAGCAGGCGUGGAAACCAGCAGCGGGCCGGACAGCCGACAGCACAGGAAGGCGACGGCCGGAAGGGAAGCGGCGGUUGGGCGGAGACUGGCCGGUGGCGAGAGCUGGCCGGCGAGGGCCGGAGCGGCGACAUGCAGCAGCCGGCGGAAGCGUCGGUAAACGACAGCACGGGGCCCGAGGGAAGGCAGCGACAGGGUCAUACUGA
Cryptomeria japonica (Japanese cedar) is the source of this 684-nucleotide messenger RNA. RefSeq lists its product as uncharacterized. The coding region runs from base 1 to 684 and encodes 227 amino acids. The record is from RefSeq and is a predicted model, not a curated record. The transcript is spliced from 2 exons. Lineage: Eukaryota; Viridiplantae; Streptophyta; Pinopsida; Cupressales; Cupressaceae.